Gavialis gangeticus (Gharial) is the source of this 1095-nucleotide messenger RNA. RefSeq names its product crystallin lambda 1 (gene CRYL1). NCBI's taxonomy places the organism in Eukaryota, Metazoa, Chordata, Crocodylia, Gavialidae. The transcript is spliced from 8 exons. The record is from RefSeq and is a predicted model, not a curated record. Gene Ontology annotation, molecular function: NAD+ binding; L-gulonate 3-dehydrogenase activity. The coding region runs from base 58 to 1017 and encodes 319 amino acids. Gene Ontology annotation, biological process: fatty acid metabolic process.
GAGGAUCCCGGCUAGGCGGAGGCUGCGGGACGGGACGGGCCGGGCUGGGCUCAUGCCAUGGACCCCCCGCGGGACGGGCCGGCCGGCCGGGCUGUCAUUGUGGGCAGCGGACUUAUUGGCCGCAGCUGGGCGAUGGUGUUUGCUUCAGGAGGCUUCAAAGUGAUACUGUACGAUAUUGUGCAACAGCAGAUAACGAGUGCCCUGGAAAACAUUAGCAAGCAAAUGAGAGAGCUGGAAAAGUCAGGAAUGCUGAAAGGAACGCUGAGCGCAGAAAAGCAGUUCUCUCUCAUCAGUGGCUGUUCAGACUUAAAAGAAGCACUAGAGGGUGCCACUUUCAUUCAGGAAUGUACCCCGGAAAACCUAGAAUUGAAAAAGAAGAUUUUUGGUCAGUUAGAUCUUAUGGUCAAUGAUGACAUCAUCAUAAGCAGCUCGACUUCCUGUCUUUUACCUACCAAAUUGUUCACUGGCCUUAAACAUGUUAAGCAGUGUAUCGUGGCACACCCUGUAAAUCCACCCUAUUUUGUGCCAUUGGUUGAACUUGUUCCCCAUCCAGAAACAGAUCCUUCUACAGUAGAGAAGACAUAUGCUCUGAUGAAAAAGAUUGGACAGUCCCCAGUCAAAUUAACCAGAGAGACUGAUGGAUUUGUUCUGAAUCGCCUUCAAUAUGCCGUUAUUAGUGAAGCUUGGAGACUCGUGGGCGAAGGAAUAGUGUCUCCAACUGAUUUAGACCUCGUAAUGUCUGAUGGACUGGGAAUGCGGUAUGCCUUUAUAGGGCCAUUGGAAACAAUGCAUCUCAAUGCAGAAGGAAUAACAAACUAUUGUGAGAGAUACCGUGAAGGUAUGAUACAUGUUCUGAAAACCUUUGGGCCAGUACCUGAAUUUUCAGGUGAAAUUGAGGAGAAAAUCAGUCAGGCAAUGUGUGAAAACACUCCAAAAUCCAUAAAUCUCAGGAGAGAAUGGAGAGAUGAAUGCCUUGCACGCCUUGCCAAGCUGAAAACACAAAUGAAAUCCAACUAAGGUGUAACCUUUGAUCAUGCAGUAGGCCAAAUGAUCAGCAGAUCUUUGCAGAAAGUGGGUGCUUCUAUUUUCACAAGC